GGCGGCGGUCCGGUCCGGCCUGCUGGGCGGGAAAAAGAUAAAGGUCGCUGAACUUGAUUUCGAAUCAUGAUGCAGCAGCGAGCGGUGCUGACCAUUGCAGGCUCAGACUGCAGCGGUGGAGCUGGUAUUCAAGCGGAUCUCAAGACGUUCACUGCCAACGGAUGCUACGGAGCCAGUGCUAUUACGGCCUUGGUUGCAGAGAAUACCGUAGGCGUUCAGGAUGUCUUUCCUUCGCCCCCGCUGUUUGUUGUCCGACAGAUUUUAUCUGUACUCCAGGAUAUCAACAUGGACGCGCUAAAGACUGGGAUGCUCUUCGAUGCAGAGAUAACCAAAGCUGUUGUUCAUGCGUUGAAGACGCACUACGGAGGGAAUGUUCCUCCCCUUGUGUGUGACCCGGUUUGCGUCUCGACUUCGGGACACUCCCUUUUGAAUCCGGAUGCGAUAGACGUUAUGAUCAACGAGCUUUUUCCUCUCGCGACACUGAUUACACCAAACAAAUCUGAGGCCGAGUUGUUGUUGGCUCACGGAAGACCUGGAGCCUACCCCGGUAUCAGUACUCUAGAGGAUAUGUAUCAGGCUUGCAAGGAUUUUUUCACCCAGUUCAGUCCGGGUCCCAAAGCGAUUUUGCUGAAGGGAGGACACGUAACGGCAACUGUCACAGAUGUAGAGCGAGUAUCCUCUGCAUAUCCUGAAAUUAGUGUUGUCCGGGACGGCCUUUUCGGCGAAAACAUGGAGAUCCUGCAGGUCGGGAGGGACCUUUCGGGAACGGAACUUGUCGUUGACAUGCUUUAUGAGAAUAACGGUUCUGUCACUAUUCUGUCGAGGCCGAGAAUCGAGUCUACCAGUACACAUGGGACAGGAUGUACGUUAAGUGCAGCUAUCGCUUGUGGUUUGGCGCAGGGAUUGUCUCUUCUUGAAGCCACGAAAGUGGGCGCUUCGUAUACCCAUAUGGGUAUUGAGAACGCUGUCCCCUUUGGGAAGGGUCAUGGCCCACUGAAUCACCUUCAUUCCAUCACUAAGAUAUCAAUACCUAGGUCUACUCCUAGUAAUCCGUAUCCGUUCACCAAAUUUCUCAUUCAAGAGAAUAUUGGUAUAUGGAAGGACUACGUGGAACACGAUUUCGUCAAACAGCUUGCUCAAGGUAUCUUGGGGCGAGAACAUUUUGUGCAUUUCGUCAAACAAGAUUAUCACUAUCUCAAAUACUAUGCUCGUGCCUAUGGUCUCCUCGCCGCAAAAUCAACGACUUUCUCCGCGAUAGAGUCAGCAACACAGACGAUACUCAACGUUUUGCACGAGAUCGGAAAUCACACUGCGUUCUGCGCUCGUUUUGGUAUCACCGCGGAUGAGUUGGAAUCGACGGAAGAGUCGGCGGCGACAAUGGCCUAUGGAGGUUAUUUAUUGGAUAUCGGGUUACAGGGUGAUAGGGUAAAGCUCCUGAUGGCUUUGCUCGCAUGUCUCCUGGGGUACGGAGAAGUCGGACUCUGGAUCAAGAAGGAGGCAGCCAAGCCAGGUUCUCCAGCAAAGCUCGAAGGAAAUCCAUACCUUCAUUGGAUAGAGGACUAUUCGGGGCCUGACUAUCAGAAAGCGGUUAAACUGGGAAUGGAAACUAUCGAGGCGUGCGCCAUGGCUGACCCGCCUUCGCCUGCUAGGUAUAAAGAUUGGUGUGAAGUGUGGCGAAAGUGUACGAAGCUGGAAAAGGGAUUUUGGGAUAUGGCGAUGCAGAUGUCAUGACUGUGAUCACUUCGAUGAACGAGAAUAUAGUUAUAGAGUAAAUACAGCAGCAGAAAGUACAAAUGUAGACUCGACUCGGGACUCGGCAUUGGCGAUUUUUGCUUUGCACAUGACUUUCACGUGUCUCAGACGGCCACCAAUCACGCUCUU
This is a messenger RNA of Desarmillaria tabescens, 1881 nucleotides long. RefSeq names its product Phosphomethylpyrimidine kinase-domain-containing protein. Gene Ontology annotation, cellular component: cytosol. Gene Ontology annotation, biological process: thiamine biosynthetic process. The transcript has 9 exons. NCBI's taxonomy places the organism in Eukaryota, Fungi, Basidiomycota, Agaricomycetes, Agaricales, Physalacriaceae. Bases 67 to 1731 code for a protein of 554 amino acids. The record is from RefSeq and is a predicted model, not a curated record. Gene Ontology annotation, molecular function: phosphomethylpyrimidine kinase activity; hydroxymethylpyrimidine kinase activity.